Penicillium pulvis is the source of this 762-nucleotide messenger RNA. Its product is annotated as trafficking protein particle complex subunit 5. The transcript is spliced from 2 exons. Lineage: Eukaryota; Fungi; Ascomycota; Eurotiomycetes; Eurotiales; Aspergillaceae. Gene Ontology annotation, biological process: endoplasmic reticulum to Golgi vesicle-mediated transport. The record is from RefSeq and is a predicted model, not a curated record. Gene Ontology annotation, cellular component: TRAPPIII protein complex; TRAPPI protein complex; TRAPPII protein complex. Bases 1 to 762 code for a protein of 253 amino acids.
AUGGCCGCGCCCAGGCACUCGGCCAUGCUGUCAAUCAGCAACGCCGCAACGCCGCAAUCCACAUCCAGUGACCGAACACAAGCGCCGCAGCAGCCACAAAGCCCAGCUCCAACACAAGGCCUCCGUGUGCCUUCCAAUCGCAAAACCAUCUACGACCGCCAUCUGAACCGCAGCCGCAAUGCGGAGUCCAGCCGGGCAAGCUUCGCCUAUCUAUUUGCGGAGAUGGUCACAUAUGCCCAGCGGAGGGUAACGGGCAUUCAAGAUCUAGAGAAACGAUUAAAUGAACAAGGAUACCCCCUAGGCCUCCGCCUCCUCGACCUCCUCUUCUACAGAGCAACAUCAACCUCAUCCUCAGCCCUCUCAAGCUCCUCAACAUCCUCCUCACCACCAAACAGACCUCUCCGCAUCCUAACCCUCCUCCACCUCAUUCACGGCCCACUUUGGCGCCUCCUCUUCCAGCGCUCAGCAGAUGCUCUCGAGCACUCCGUCUCCCCGGAUACGCCUAACGAAUACAUGAUCACCGACAACGACCCGCUGGUCAAUACCUAUAUCAGCGUGCCGCGGGAGAUGAGUAUGCUUAACUGCGCAGCCUUUGUGGCGGGUAUUAUUGAGGGCGUGUGUGAUGGGUGUGGGUUUGAGGCUAAGGUUUCGACGCAUAAUCAGCCGACGGAGAUGUGGCCUUCGCGGACGGUUUUCCUUGUGAGAUUUGGGGACAGUGUUAUGGAGCGUGAGAAGGUUUUGGAGCGUGCGGGCAUUAAAUAG